UCUCCGCUCCGUGACCCGGAACUGCAUGAGUUUCACCUUGGCUGCGGCUCUGCGGGGAGGCGACACGUUUGGCUCCAGCUUGGUAUCUUUGACGUUCAGAUGAGAGAUAAAUGUCUGCGUAGCAGCGCGGCCCGGCUAGCUGUUCCCCUGAGAAAAAGGAAACAUGAAGCAGGACGUCAGGAUACUUUUACUGGGGGAACCCAAGGUGGGGAAGACGUCCCUCAUCAUGUCUCUGGUGGGAGAAGAGUUUCCUGAGCAGGUUCCACCCAGAGCCGAGGAAAUCACCAUCCCUGCUGACGUGACUCCAGAGAAGGUCCCCACCCACAUCGUGGACUACUCCGAAAAGGAGCAAAGUGACGAAGUCCUGAGAGACGAGAUCAUCAAGGCUAAUGUGGUGUGUGUGGUGUACGACGUCACCAACGAGGACACCAUAGAAAAGAUCAAAACCAAGUGGAUUCCUCUGGUCAAUGGAGAUGCAGAGAAAGGAAACAAGGUGCCCAUCAUCCUGGUGGGGAAUAAGUCUGACCUGCGCAGCGGCAGCUCCAUGGAGACCAUCCUUCCCAUCAUGAACCAGUUCUCUGAGAUUGAGACGUGCGUCGAGUGUUCUGCAAAGAACCUGAAGAACAUUUCUGAGCUGUUCUACUACGCACAGAAGGCCGUUCUCCACCCCACCGCUCCUCUUUACGACCCCGAGGACAAACAGCUGAAACCAGCGUGCGUUCGAGCUCUGAGCCGAAUCUUCUACAUUUCCGACCAGGACAACGACCGGAUCCUCAGCGAUGCCGAGCUCAACAGCUUCCAGAAAUCCUGUUUUGGGAAUCCUUUGGCGCCACAAGCGCUGGAGGAUGUGAAGACGGUGGUGUGGAAGAACACCAGCGACGGGGUGCAGGACAACGGCCUGACCCUGAACGGUUUCCUGUUUCUGAACACCUUAUUCAUCCAAAGGGGCCGACAUGAGACCACGUGGACGAUCCUCAGGAAGUUUGGAUACGACGACAACCUGGAGCUGACUGAUGAUUACCUGUACCCUGAACUCAGAGUCCCCGCCGGCUGCAGCACAGAGAUCAACCAGCUCGGCCACCAGUUCCUGCAGCGGUUGUUUGACAAGUACGACGAAGAUAAGGACUCGGCUCUGUCCCCGGCGGAGCUGAAGAACCUGUUCUGCGUGUGUCCUUACAUGCCGUGGAGCGCCGACGUCUUCCUGACGGUGCCCACCACAGAGCAGGGCUACAUCUCUAAUCAGGGCUACCACUGCCAGUGGAUGCUUUCUGCGUACCUGGACGUGCACCGCUGCCUGGAGCACCUUGGAUACCUGGGCUACCCGAUCCUGACCGAACAAGCGUCUCAGACUGCUGCCAUCACAGUGACUCGGGACAAAGCGGUGGAUUUGGAAAAGCGUCAAACUCAGAGGUCCGUGUUUCUCUGCAAGGUGAUCGGACCGCGAGGGACCGGCAAGAGCGCCUUCCUGCAGUCGUUUGUGGGCCGCGGCGUUGUGACUAAAGGGAAUCCCAGCAGUGCCUUCUCGUCGUUUGUCGUAAACAGAGUUCAAGUCGGCAACCAGGAGAAAUACCUGAUUCUGAACGAGGUCGACGUGGAGACGGAGUUCCUGAAGGCGUCAGACGCUUCCUGCGACGUCGCCUGUCUCAUGUACGACUCCAGCGACCCCCAUUCCUUCGACUACUGUGCCAGUAUAUACAAGCAACAUUACAUGGACAGCAACAUCCCGUGUGUGCUGGUUGCCUCCAAGGUGGACCUCCCUGAAGCCAAGCAGUUCCACGGCAUGACUCCUGCAGAGUUCUGCUACAAACACCGACUCCCUCCGCCGCUGCCUUUCUCCAGCCUGCAGCCCGACUCCAGCAGCAGGAACAUCUACAGCAGGCUGGCCUGGGCGGCCAUGUUCCCCCACCUGAACGGCUCCGACAUGAGCAGCACCUCCUUCUGGCUGAGGGUGGCGCUGGGCUCGGCCGUGGUCGCCGUUCUGGGUUUUGCCGUCUACAGAGCCGUGGCCAGGCUAAAAUGACCCGCGCCGGAUUUUACUUUCUUUUUUAAACGCGAUGCUUCAUCCGUCAUGACCAGAACCACUGAACUCUGAACUGGACCCUCAUCCCCUCUAGUUUCUUCAUCCUCCAGGAAGCUGUCCGCCUUUCUGUCCCGAUCUGGUGACCGUGUUGUUCCCUCUGCCGCCGUGCCCCGCUUCGUUUGCCUUACGCUCGACCCGGCCCGCUGGAGCCGGCCCGGAGAGCAGCUCCUGCUGUCCAGAAAGGUGCUUUAUCACGACGAGGCGCCGCGGGAAGACGGGCUCGACUCUCCUGCUCGCCCGGCGGACUAUCCGCUGAAGGUUAGAGACGAUGCUCUGCAUGCACGCAGUUGAAAAUGAUGCCAAAUCAAGCAGAACCAGAGAGAGGAGAUCCAGACCAGCUGCUAGCAGAACCGCUUCCUGGACUUUUCUCACCGAGACGCCCCUAAAAGGAGACUGAUUGCCAAAUGUGACAUUGUUCCCCCUCAGCACCAUUUUCUGUUAAUGUUCAGAGCAGCUCCUCCUGUGAUGGAAGGCUGCGUCGCUGCAUGAAGGUUUUAAUAAUGUUUGCUGUAAAACUCAGAGACGAAGCCAAGUGAACGCCGAAUGCUGUGAUGUUGAAGGAAAACACGAUUUGGUUGUUUUUUUAUGUGCCUCCAGUUUCCUGCUUCCUCUGCUCGUCCGUAAAGUUGCAGCGGCGCGACUGAAGCGGACUUUUCCUUUCCAGAACCUGCAGUCAGGGCGUGAUGUGUGGCGAGGCUGAGACCCGGUCGGUUCCCGCUGGAAACGUUUCUCUUGACUUUUCAAACACUUUUCUUACUGAGACUGAACUGAUUUUGAUGCUUAAUAAAAGAGCCAGACUGAGUGGAAGCUUCUGACCAGA
Fundulus heteroclitus (mummichog) is the source of this 2900-nucleotide messenger RNA. It is a transcript of the gene rhot2, whose product is annotated as ras homolog family member T2. Gene Ontology annotation, molecular function: GTPase activity; calcium ion binding; GTP binding. The transcript is spliced from 19 exons. The coding region runs from base 164 to 2020 and encodes 618 amino acids. Gene Ontology annotation, cellular component: mitochondrial outer membrane. The record is from RefSeq and is a predicted model, not a curated record. NCBI's taxonomy places the organism in Eukaryota, Metazoa, Chordata, Actinopteri, Cyprinodontiformes, Fundulidae. Gene Ontology annotation, biological process: mitochondrion organization; small GTPase-mediated signal transduction.